This is a messenger RNA of Cygnus olor (mute swan), 1803 nucleotides long. It is a transcript of the gene CA8, whose product is annotated as carbonic anhydrase 8. NCBI's taxonomy places the organism in Eukaryota, Metazoa, Chordata, Aves, Anseriformes, Anatidae. The transcript is spliced from 9 exons. Bases 199 to 1050 code for a protein of 283 amino acids. The record is from RefSeq and is a predicted model, not a curated record. Gene Ontology annotation, molecular function: zinc ion binding; carbonate dehydratase activity.
AGCGCUCGUUGCCCGCGCCCCGCUCCGCCGGCUGCCACCGUUCCUCCGCCCACAGCCCCUGCCCCUGUCCCCGCCACACGGCCGCAGCCGCCCGCCGGGGCGGAGGCAGGGACGGGGAGCCGCUGUCGCAGCGCCGUGAGGCGGCCUCGCCCCUCGCGCAGCCCCGCCGUGCCCCUCCGGGAGGAGCCGGGGCCGCCCAUGGCUGACAGGAGCUUGCUCGGGGGCGCCGAGCCCUGCCCGCGCCGGGAGGAGGCUCCCGAGUGGGGCUACGAGGAAGGGGUGGAGUGGGGGCUGCUCUUCCCCGAGGCGAACGGCGAGUACCAGUCGCCCAUCAACCUCAACUCCAGAGAAGCCAAGUACGACCCCUCGCUCCUCGACGUGCGCCUGUCGCCCAACUACGUCGUCUGUCGCGACUGUGAGGUGAUCAACGACGGGCACUCCAUUCAGAUCGCCCUCAAGUCCAAGUCAGUGUUAAUAGGUGGGCCGUUACCUCGAGGACAUGAGUUUGAACUACACGAUGUUCGAUUUCACUGGGGGAGAGAAAACCAGCGUGGUUCUGAGCACACAGUUAAUUUUAAAGCCUUUCCCAUGGAGCUUCAUCUAAUGCACUGGAACUCCACACUGUACAGCAGCAUCGAUGAGGCAGUGGGGAAGAAGCACGGCAUAGCUAUUAUUGCGUUGUUUGUACAGAUAGGAAAAGAACAUGUAGGCCUGAAGGCUGUAACUGAAAUUCUUCAGGACAUCCAGUACAAGGGAAAGUCCAAAACUAUACCCUGUUUUAAUCCCAACUCUUUAUUGCCAGAUCCUCUACUGCGUGACUACUGGGUGUAUGAGGGCUCCCUCACCAUUCCACCCUGCAGUGAAGGUGUCACCUGGAUAUUAUUUCGCUAUCCUUUGACUGUGUCCCAAGUGCAGAUAGAGGAAUUUCGUAGACUGAGGACACAUGUUAAAGGUGCAGAACUUUUAGAGGGCUCUGAUGGGAUCCUAGGAGAUAACUUCAGACCAACUCAGCCACUUAGCGACAGAGUCAUCAGGGCUGCAUUUCAGUAGCAGAAGAGGAAAACCAACAAAAAUCAAUUUUUAUUUAGAGAGGGGGAAGACAAUGCUCCCACAGUGCCCUUGGAUGAGAAAUGGAAACUUUUGAGGCUGCUGCUUCAGUUGAACCACAAAGCCUGUAUUGUUUGUCUUCAUCUAAUUCAGCCUUGAUAGACAGCUGUGACAGUUGGUCUGUCCACACGGUCCAGUGAAAUUCUGGGAAUGGGGCAGUACAUUAAAAGAAGAAAACACAUUAAAUCUUCCAAUUCACACUGUUAACUAUUUUAAAAUGGUAAUUAUCAUUGCUUAUAUAGUUUCUUUGCCAUAGCAUUCAAUAGUGGUCUGUGAUCCAAACAGAACUAAUUUUAAGCUUGGUAUGAAUGUUAAUAUAUGUAGAAGUGCUCAUUAUUGUCUUGAAUGUUACAUUUAAUUUUGUUUUGUAGCAUUUCUUGUGCUGUCAGUAACCAUCUUUUCUGUAGAGGGGAGGUGCAUUCUGUAAAGUUAAAAAAACAUUGGUUGUUCACAGAGAGUGUUAUACAAAUUCUGAAUUAAUUUUUGGGCAGAAAUGAACACUUCUCUGCCAAACCUAUGCACUUAACAUGGUUUAUCUGAAUAAAGCUGAAUGGCAUUUGCAAUAUUAGGAACCUUAUUCGAAUAAAGAACAAAUUUAAAAUAAGGAAAAUAACCAGUGUAACAAAACAGAACCGUCUGGAUUAUUUUCUAUUUGGUGAGUCAUGGAAUUUUGCAAAGAAAUGUUCAAUUCGGGCA